Molecule: messenger RNA, 1485 nt
Organism: Paramecium pentaurelia
Lineage: Eukaryota; Ciliophora; Oligohymenophorea; Peniculida; Parameciidae
Source: the annotation of a GenBank genome assembly
AUGGAUGUGAAAAUAAAGGAUUCUUUUUUUGAUGAUCCUGAAACCACAACCUUCUGGGUUAACAAUGGUCUACCCAGUUAAGACUAAAUAUUAUAAAUGCAAGAUUCAAUGUACAUCUAAAAGGAUAAGGAGUUCUGCAAACGUACUCUAGGCAUUUAGAAUCAUUACUUGCUUUACUUUAAACAAUAAGUAUAUUUUAAACAAUAACCAAUAGACAAUCUAAAAAUGGGUUAAUUUGGACAAUGCUACAAUUGAAUAUGUUAAACAUUAAACUGCAGGUCUGGGUAUUAGAAUUUCAAAACAUAAAUAAAUUUUUGAGUUCUUUGGAGAUGUAGAACCAUGGUAUAAUUAUAUGAGAUAAUAUUGUGUAUAAAGAAAUUUUUCGUAAAGUUACACUUUAGUAAAGAAAAUAGGAUAAGGGAAUUUUGCAGAUGUAUUUAAUUUUCUUAUUUAUAGGUAUAUAAGGCAACUAAUAAAUUUGAUGGGGCUGAAUAUGCUAUCAAAUGUUUUAGGAAGAAUAAAUUAAAGGAGAAUGUAGAUAGAUUAUCUAUGAUAAAAGAAAUAUCAAUCAUGAAAAAAAUAUAACAUGAUUCAGUCAUUAAAUUAUAUGAAGUAUAUGAAGGUGAUGAUUGUUUAUAUUUGGUAUUGGAAUAUUUAAGAGGAGGUGAACUUCAUUAAUAUAUGAAGAAAUCCCCUCCAUUUUCAGAAGAAAAAUGUUCAAAGUUAAUAUUUCGUAUUCUAAAAGCUCUUUAUUCAAUACAUUAAAAAGGAAUAUUACAUCGGGAUAUUAAGCCAGAGAAUCUUAUGUUAAGAAAUAAAGAUGAUCUUGAUAAUAUAUGUAUUGGAGAUUUUGGAUUGGCUGAUUAUUAUUCUCCAAGUGGAUAAUAUCUUUUCACUAGAUGUGGAACUCCAGGUUAUGUUGCACCAGAAUUAUUAUAAGAUAAACUCUAUGAUUUUAAAAUUGAUAUUUAUAGUGUUGGAAUACUUAUGUACAUUUUAAUUGCAGGUAAAUCACCAUUCGAUGGUAAAGACUAUGAUGACGUUGUAAUGAGAAAUUACUAUGCUAAGGUUAAAUUUGAAGAAUGUAAAUUAAGUGAAGUUGGUAUGAACUUCUUAAAAGGUUUAAUGAAUAAAAACCCAAUCUAAAGAUUUAGUGCAGAAGAAGCAUUAAAUCAUCCAUGGUUUGCAACAGAAAAUUCUAAUAAGGCUUGUUAAUUUAAAAUUCGAAAAUAAAAUUAUGUUUUGAAAAAAUUGGGUCAUUGUGAAUUAUAAAUCAAAUAGUUUUCAGCUAUUUCUACUUAAUUCAGUCCAAAAAGUUCAAUAUCAAGCCUUAGUCCUUAUUGUAUAACUAAAUAUAACUUGGAUGAAAGUCCAUAAACUCCUAAUUCACCAAAUGCCCAAUUUGCUAUUUCAACACCCAGAACUCCUGGUAUGUUUAAAUUAAGGCCAGUUCGACGUUCUUAAUUUAACUUAAAAUAAAUAUGA